Sugiyamaella lignohabitans is the source of this 1125-nucleotide messenger RNA. RefSeq names its product putative mitochondrial Complex I, 40kd subunit. Gene Ontology annotation, molecular function: protein-containing complex binding. The transcript has a single exon. Gene Ontology annotation, cellular component: mitochondrion. The record is from RefSeq and is a predicted model, not a curated record. Bases 1 to 1125 code for a protein of 374 amino acids. NCBI's taxonomy places the organism in Eukaryota, Fungi, Ascomycota, Dipodascomycetes, Dipodascales, Trichomonascaceae.
AUGACAGUGUCAGCCAUUGGUUCCUCCAUUGGUAGACGUGGAAUCCAAACUUUUGAGAACCUGGAUUCACAAGUUAAUAUCACCAGAACUGGCAAAACUCUUAUCACACAAGGUACCGGUGGCAGAUCGUCGAGAACCGGGUAUACUGCGACAGUAUUCGGCGCUCCUGGUUUCUUGGGAACCGUUCUCACUGCUAAACUUGCUCGUCAAGGUACUAUCACAGUUGCUCCUUUUAGAGAGGAGAUUCACAAGAGACACCUCAAGGUCACAGGAGAUUUGGGUGUCGUCAACUUCAUGGAAUGGGAUAUUCGAAACAUCAAGUCCAUUGAGGAUUCCGUCAAGCACUCCGAUAUCGUUUAUAAUCUGGUCGGCCGUAAUUACACCACCAAAAACUUCAGUUAUCACGACGUAAAUGUCGAGGGAGCCAAGCGUAUUGCUGAGGCUGUCAAGAAGUUCAACGUCCCCAGACUUGUUCACGUUUCUUCUCACAGUGUCGACCCCAAUUCGGCGUCGGAGUUCUACAGAACCAAGGCUCUCGGUGAAGAGGUCGUCAGAGAUAUCAUUCCCGAUGCCACUAUCGUCCGUCCUGGUCCCAUGUAUGGCUUGGGUGAUAAAUUCCUUAACAAAUUAGCCCAACAAAAGUAUGUUUUACUACCUAAUGAAGGUAAGGAGACAUUCUAUCCUACAUUAGUCAACGAUGUGGCUACUGCACUUGAAAAGAUUGGAUAUGACGAUUCCACUGCUGGCAAGACCUUUGAACUCAACGGACCCAAGCUGUACACCAAAUCCGAGCUUCUCGACGCUAUUCGUGACGCUACUAAGAACGAGAUCAAGGACGUCAACAUCUCCAAGGGCGCUUACCAGGCCAUUUCCAAGCUGGCUCAAAACCUUUUCUGGGCCACCACCUCACCAGACGAGAUCGAGCGUAUGUUCAUUGACCAGGUGGUCGACAAAAACGCCCUUGGCUUUGGUGACCUCGGCAUCACCCCCAAGUCGCUCGAGUCCCGCAUCCUGCACCUGCUCCGUUUCCACAGAUCCAACGUGUACCUCCACGAGACUGUCGAGGCCGAAGCUGCCCGUAAGAAGGACGAGGAGACCUACACUAAUAUCAUCGACCGUCUGUAG